Messenger RNA from Chelmon rostratus (copperband butterflyfish), 2798 nucleotides. RefSeq names its product pinin, desmosome associated protein (gene pnn). Bases 12 to 2084 code for a protein of 690 amino acids. The record is from RefSeq and is a predicted model, not a curated record. Lineage: Eukaryota; Metazoa; Chordata; Actinopteri; Chaetodontiformes; Chaetodontidae. Gene Ontology annotation, cellular component: catalytic step 2 spliceosome. The transcript is spliced from 9 exons.
CUGGAGGCAAGAUGGCGGUGGUGGUGCGGAGCUUGCAAGACCAGCUCGAAAAAGCCAAGGAAAGCUUGAAAAAUGUGGACGAUAAUAUUCGCAAAUUAACGGGGCGCGAUCCCAAUGAAUCAAGACCGGGUCAGAUCCGUCGGCUCGGCGGGCCCAUGGCAGGCCCCGGUGGAGGUAGAGGCAGAGGAAUGAACCUGCUCAGGCGUAGUCUCUCAGAUAUUGGAAGCGGCGGCCCCCCUGCCAAGCAGAGGGACAUCGAAGGAGCCCUGCUGAGGCUGGCAGGGGACCAGAGGGCCAGGAGAGACAUACGUCCCGACAGCGACGCCGAGGAUGAUGACGAUGUCAAAAAGCCGGCGUUGCAGUCGUCUGUAGUAGCUACCUCCAAGGAGAGAACACGCCGAGACCUCAUUCAAGAUCAAACCAUGGAUGAGAAGGGCAAACAGAGGAAUCGGCGCAUGUUCGGCCUGCUGAUGGGAACCCUGCAAAAAUUCAAACAGGAGUCAAAUGUCUCUACAGAGAAGCAAAAGCGGCGUACAGAGAUCGAGCAGAAGCUUGAGGUUCAGGCCGAGGCUGAGAGAAAGAAGGUGGAGACUGAAAAGAGGGAGCUGUUUGAAGAGAGGAGAGCCAAACAGACUGAGCUGAGACUACUGGAACAGAAAGUGGAAUUAGCUCAGCUGCAAGAGGAGUGGACCAGCCACAAUAAUCGUCUGGUGAAAUAUAUUCGUACGAAGACCAAGCCUCAUAUCUUCUACCUGCCUGGAAAAAUGUGCUCCGCCACACAGAAACUCCUCGACGACUCCACCAAGAAACUAAAUGCUGUGUUUGAGGAGAGGUGUGAGGCUUUUGCCGAACACCUCAGCAAGAUGGAGUCCCGCCCUCGGCGACAGCCAAACCGCGACCAGGACGGCAACACGGCAGCAACAGGGAUGGACCAUCCGGCGGAGGGUAAGCCUACAGGUCAGGUAGUCAAGGUGACAGGUAACAAGAGGGGUGCAGAAAUGGAGGAGGAGGAGGAGGAAGAGGAAGAUGAGGAGGAGGAGGAGGAGAGGGAAAAGGAUAGAAAGGUGACAGAGAAAGACGAGGGGGAGGAGAGGGAGGAAAGGGAGGAAGGGGAGAAGGAAGAGUUGAAGAAGGUGGAGGAAGAGGAGGAGGGGAUGGAGCUUAGUGAGGAGGGCAGUGAGGAAAAGAAGGUAGGAGAGGAGGGGGUCAAGGACAGGGAGGAUAGGGUGGAGAACGAGAGGAAGGAGGCCAGUCCAGGGUCAGAGGAGGUGGAGGGCGGACCAGAGCAGAAGGAGAGGAGUAAGGGAGAGGGGGAAGAAACAGACAGUCAACAGGGGCUCACAGACCCCCCAAAUGAGAAGACCCUGGAUGCCCAAUCCUCUGAGCCAACUGUAACCAGCCCAGAAGCACCAAAUACCAGUCAGCAGCCCCUGCCCAGCCAAACUGCAGAGGAACCAGCAGUUAAGUCCUCUGGGGUUCUGGGGUUGGAGAGGUUCCCUGGCUCUCAAACAGCCCCCACAGUCGCCGGGCAGGAUUUCGUUAUCCCUGGCCUCGGGUUCCAGAACUCAGCAGUCGAGAGCCAGGCUGCAGAGGUGAAGCUGCAGCACGAAGAACCCCCAAAACUGCCCGAUUCCCAGGAGGCCCCCAGCAUCACCCCUGCACCCUCUAAGGAGGAAGAGGAUGGUGGCAGAGGGAGGAAGAAGGACAAGGAGCCAAGGAAGGCCCGCAGCCAUAGCAACAGCUCCUCCUCUUCCUCCUCCGGCUCCUCCUCCAGCGGAAGCUCCUCCUCUUCCUCUGGAUCCAGCCGCUCCUCUUCGUCGUCGUCAUCCUCGUCGUCCUCGUCGUCCAACAGCAGCAGUCGAAGUCGCAGCCGAGACAGCGGUAAGCGCAAGAGGAGGCCGUCAGAUCGGGGCAGGAAGAAAGAAGAGCGGAGCCACCGCAAGUCAGGAGGGGGAAGCGGAGGAGGGAGGGACUCGAAGGGAUCGAAGGAGAGGAGGAAGAGGAGGAGCGAGGAAGGGAUGGGCAGAUCGUCCCGGAGCGAUAGGGAGCAUAAAGAUAGAGACAGGAAGGACAAGAGACGCUAAUCUGUUUCUUAUUCAGCCUCCGUACCGUUAAGAUGAGGGAAAGUAAACUAUUUACUAAACGACACGAGAUGAUGAGAGAUUUUAAACUCGCUUUUUCUCUUGAAACGCCACAAAAAGGCCUGUUGAAGUUUUAACAUAGGAGGAUUGUUUUCCUCCAUGUAGGGAUUUUUAAGUCGAUGUCAAAACUGAAAUGAAACAAUGGAUGAAUGGCUCUAAUUUGCCUCCAUCGUUUCCCUUUACUUGGCGAAAGUAUUGUAAACUGGACUAUUUUUCGCAGUAUCUGGCAGGGCGACUCCUUUACCAAAACAGGUUUAAGACAGUGAAGACUAUUAAAGACCUCAUUUUAAAAUCCAAAUAAUUUCUCUUCAGCCUGACAUUUGGGUUUUAAUAAGGUCUUUGUGGCACUAUUAAAAGAUCACGUUGACUUUUUGCGUACAGUUUUUCAUCCUAACCGUAAUGCUAUAGGCAGGAGUAUUGAUGGUUAUGGUGGCAGUAACCAUUAACGUGCAGAAGUUGUGUUCAAGUUGAUGUGACAGUGCUGUUGAUCCUCAUUUAUUUCUACCAUUUGAUCAAUGUCAAGGCCCUUGUAUCUUCAUCACACGGAUACUUGUGUGAUUUGCUCAAAUUCUGUUUUUUGAAAAUGUUUUUCCAAUUUUGUUUUGUACCAACUGAUAAACUGCUUCAAAUUAAAGGUGAGGUAUUAGUGUAAAUGUU